UCUUGGAAACUAACCGGUCCUUUGUACAAAGAUGACGAAAAUAUUCGAUGUUUCGAUGUUUAUAAAAAAAAAAAAAAAAAAAGAGAGAGAGAGAAGAAAAACUUUCCGCGAACAUUCCUACGAACAUAACUACAAUGCAUAAAAUGAAAUUUUUUGAAAUUACCGCGCUCUUGUACGUGUUGUUAAGAACGUUAAAAUUAGUUUAUUUCGUUCCUUCGACUUGUAGCGAUAGACUUUUCGUUAUGUAGAUUACGUUUGCUCUUUAUUCGAUUAAUUGAUGGUUUUCGGCGCAAAACUGCUAUCGCUCGAUAUAUUUUUGCGCGUAUAAAUAGGAUUCGAAAUAUGUCGCGUACAAACUUAUAUGGAGAUUAAAAUUAUCAAGUAGAGAAAUCUCGGACAUGCGUUGGUUAAAGUUUGAUGGAAAGGAAGGCAAAGAUAAAAAGGAUCGUUAGUCGAAUUAGCGUGGUCCGAUGGACGUUUGAACUCGGAUCGGGUUACACCGAACCGUUCACGGCUAGCCGAGUGUUGGAGCCGGACUGGACAACGCGAGUACGUUCAUGAUGUCGACGUUCCAGUAUGUUAACGCGAUAGUUACUCGCGUUACUCGUUUACUAGUCGUUACUAGUCGUUACUAUUGGCGCGGUGAUCUUUAGUCGAUCGGAAAGAUGAUAAACGGAUGGAUCGAUAAAGCAGAGAUCCAAGCGCUGCGAGUCACCUGGUAAAGAUCGUCGAACCCUGCAGAGGCGCCUCGACCUUCGUUGCGGGUCUGAAAGGAUUAAGAAUCCUCUUGUUCGCCGUAAACCUUGGCCGUAGGUUGCUGGUGGGGCGAGCCAGGCGCGGACAAGAGAGAGGAGACGAUCGUUCCCGGUACCCACCUGGCGUCUCACCCGAGGCUUCACGCCAAGUACUACGUCGCUGCUCGAACGAGCUGCCUCCUAUGGGAUAGCACGCGUCAGACAAAGUUGUGAAAACCGUCGACCACGAGGUUUUUUUCAUUAAGAAUCGGUGCAGCGCGCUGAACGCGAUCGAAAUCCGUCGAAACGAUCGAAUCGCGUGCAACGGUGAAGUCGAAAGGCGGCGGCGGCCAAGUUUGCCAGGUGAAGCAAAACAGGUGAACUAAACGUGGAAAACGCUGGUUAACUCGCCGUGGGAUCACGCGCACCCGUCAACGAAACGAUCGAUUUCUCGGAAAUCGAUCAUCGUGUUCGGUAGCUUGGUCUUCGAUCUUAAGGCGAUUCGUAUUGUAUUAACGCGGCGCGUACCUUGGAUAGGUUAAAUAAAAUUCGUCUUUGUGCGGAUAUUUCACGGGCGUGGAGAACGUGCGAUUUGAAAAGGUGCCUCAGAGUACACGCGCGUUCGUGUUCGGAUACGCAGAACAAGUGAAAGGUAACGUUCAGUCUACUAUGUACCUUUGAAAAGAGCAUCGGUUUUCUCUUUUUCUUCUAUCUUUUUCCUUCUUAUAUCCUUGCUGCACCGUACCGCUGAAUUUUCAGCAGUUUAACGACGUUCGAAACGUUUUUUAAGCGACGCGACGUUCAGCGAGGUACGGUUGCGAUUAAUAGCGUUCGAACAAAUUUCCAACGAAUUUUCCAACGAAUUUUCCAACGAAUUUUCCAACGUUGCAAUCGAAGGAUUUAUAAGAGUAGACACGUGCAAACGGAAACGAAUUGAUACGCGAAAGGUCAGAGGAGCUGUCAAUGGAAACAUCGUGCAGGAUGCUCAUGGCGAAAUAACUUAUUGGAAAUUUUAUUAGAGCAUUACCGACUAACUACAUAGAUAGCAAAUGCCGUCCGAUGUGGAAUAAGGAGGAACCGGAAACUAUAUCGAAUAAACCAUGAAUCUUUGGAUUAAAGAAACUCGCAUCGUCAAUGUGGAAUUACUAUUAAGCAAAAACGUAACUAGCAACGUUCGACGAAGCUGGACGUUGCAUCGAUUUCUAGUAAAGAAAAAGAAAGGAACGAGACGCUUGCGAAAUCCGAAUGAAAGAAGCGUCGUAUAGACGUAGAAAGAAAUUGGACUACGCGGGAAGGAGAAAGCGAGAUAAGCCGGCGAAAAGAAUAUCGUAAACGUUUGCGUGUGAAAGAUUGUAAAGAAGGUACCUACACACACGUUUACUUGGUUAGGACGAAACGCUGAAAUCGGAUGUAGAGAAGAUGGAAAGAAGCGCGUUCGCCCGGAAUGCGCGAACCUAAGUGGGGCGCGGAGGGUACCGUGUAAAUAAAACGUACAUUGUAUAUACUGGCGCUUGUUAGGGCGCUGAGACGCUGCGUGCGCGUGUUUCCAGUUUCAAGGGAAUUUUCCCCUUUGCAAUCUUGAUUUUUGCGUGUGAAGUGCGGCCACAGUGGCACCAGGAGGGGGACACGUGCUAGCUGCUUGAAAAUAUCUUCUGCUACGCGAUUGUUGCGCGACCAUCGUGGGAUACCUCUGAGAGCAUUUUCAGCGUUUCCAGCGAAACGAGAUACAACGAGCACACUUUCACUCGCGUGUUACGCGUGUUUCUCGAUUAAAACGCUACGAACGCAUCGUUCGACUUGGAAUUUGCCAGCUAGUGAUGACAGGUUGUUCCUUCGGUAUAGAAGGUAUUCGCGAGGUGUUCGUAAAAGGUGUAGGAGAGGCUCUUGGUGCAUUCGCGACAGCAUACCUCAGAAAUGGUCAGCCAACACGCGAUGGCCACUACGGUUCGCAGAGUUAAGCAGGAGAAUCGUCUGAGGCGACAAAACCAAAAUCAAGAUGAGGAGGGACUUUACAAGCCUGUACCACCACCGAAACCGGUGCCGAACAAUCAAAAGAAUCAGAAUGGGCAGGAGAGCAGCAGAGUGCAGACGGUAGUGGAGCAAUCGUCGCGGCCGAUUUCCGCUAUAGAAAGGAACGUCACGUUAGACGACAACCAGGUUCGAAGUUCCGGGCAGAAUCCUGCACCCGAAUACAGGAUGCCACCGCUCUACGGGGAGGAACAGAGCUCGAAUCAGACUCAACAGGCAGCUAACUUGCAGACUCACAGCAGCAAAUUUCCAAUCGAACGCGAGGUUGUUCUGUCGUCGGGAGACAAAAAUUCCAAGAUUCCCAUUCUACACGAGUACAAACAAAGAACUGCCGGUAGAGUGGCGAUUGCACCGGAUGCUCCGAUCAAACAACAGGCUUGGGUUCAAGAGGGCACUCAGAUGCAAGAAGUGAGACAGGAGGGUCAAGCCAGGAGUUAUCAGCCAGCGGAAUCUUACGCGUCGACGUCGGCUGCAUCGGCGCCAAGGACCACCAAAAUCGACGAAGACAAGAGCAAGUCCAUUUCGAGAACUUAUCACACGAUCAAGGACAUGAUAUCGAGCCGUUUCGGGCAGAGUCGCAAGGAUGCCGAGCCGGAACCGGAAGCGAGUUUGAACAAUGUCACGGAAGAACUGAGAAAGUCCAGCAGAAGCAUCGAUGAGGAGGAGGCGAAGAAGAAGGAAGGGAUUUAUGGGAAGCCACGGGCACAGGAACCUCCUGUUAAUAUGCAGCAAUAUCCAAAGAACGCAUGCGGUCAGUACGGGCACUCGUAUAGUUACCUGAGCAAUCAACAGAACGUACCGCUUCCUGGACAACUUCAACCUACGUCACAGAUUCAACCCAAUUUACCAGGCCAAAGUGCUCAGCUUCACGUGACGCAUCACGCUCCACCUGGAGGAGUUCAAACGGUCCAUCAAACUCAAGUUCCUGGUUUUGGCCAAUCAGCGACAGGUGGCCAGCAGGUGCAAAAUGUUGCGAGGGAAUACGUUGUUCAGGGACCAUCUGGAUUGCCGAGUCAGCAAUUGCAUCAAGGACUUCAUCAGAGCCCUCAGAACCAGGGCCAGAGCACGCAGAUGCAGAAACCUCAUGGUCUAGGCGUGCAGCCGCACCAGGUGGGGAACGCGGCGAUGCAACCGUCGAAUCAAAACUUCCAGAGUGCGCAACAAUUGUUGCAUCAGAAUCAGAGCCAUCAUCAGAGUCCGAGAUUCGCGCAGCAGCACGCACAGAACAUGCAUCAACGACAACUGAUCCAGCAGAUGCAUCAGCAGCAGCAGCAGCAGCAGCAGCAGCAGCAACUGGUCGGACAGCAAAAUAGCCAAACCAGCGGCGGCGGCAGCGGCGGCGGAGGCGGAGGCGGAGGCGGCGGCGCCGGCGUCAGGAACGUGCAGCAAAGCUAUUUCUCGAACAACGUGUCUUAUCAGCAAUACCAACAAGCUCGACAAACCAUGUCAAGAUCUCAGAUCGAUCUACCGAGCACUUCCAGACAAGCUCAAGAGCUGAGGCUGCCCGGACAGGAAGUGUAUUACCAUUAUGCUCAAGGUCGACCGAGGUACGGUGUACCGCAAGUCUAUAUGAAAGCCGAAAGUAACCAGGAAGCAGAGUUUCAGCGACGAAACUCGACGAAAGGUAUCGAGAAGGCGGCGUCCCAGCCGCAACUUUCGUACGAGGACGAAAGGUCUGGCUGCGUUAACGAACAAUCGAGAAAUCCGGUUGACGGGUUAAAAACUCUUACGGUGGAUCCGUUGGACAAAGAAAGAUACGAGAUUACGGUGGAAGAUCGUGGACAAGGGGAAUUCAGGAGAAGCGAUUCUCAAAGGAAAGACGAGUAUCGGCCGGAAACCAGCUUCGCUAUUCGCAGAGACGAUGCCGUUAGGUGUUCGAAGAGGGAACAGGAACAGCUAGGAGUGGCCGCCGGUCAGGAAAGUCAGGAGUCGGAAGGAACUUGCGUGCAAAAAAGAAUCGAAGAGUUGCAGAAACGAGCCGAGGAGAAUCAUUACAACGGAAAAAUGUCGAAGGAUAGUAUCGAAACGGACGUGGGUAGGAGUUCGUGCGGGUCGAAAAUUGGAAACGGCGAGCCUCUGAAGAGGAUGGAGAAUCAAUACGCAAAGGAUUGCAUAGCGAAAUCGGAGGCAAGGAAAGACGAGCUGGAACACGGUAUCAGCCGAUUGAAAAUCCAGAAUCAGGGAUCUGGAUCGGAUUACGAUAAAGCUGGACAGAGUUCCUCCAAUGUUGAUUCGGGAAGAGGAUCUGCUGUUUAUUCGAGCGGAAGACGGCCACCACCCGAAGACCAAACUCACCCCCCAGUACAGGAUUCCGAAUGGGUGGACAUAGUGGAGUCGGAACUGAGAAGCAUUUUAGAACCAAGAGACGUCCCCGCGAUGGCGCAUUCCACCCUGUCCGAAAGUGUAUCGUCGGUAACGCCACCUCUACCGCCGCUUUCACCCCAUGAAAGUCCCAGAACAUCGAGAAAUCGAUACUCGGCGAGCUUACCAUACGGAUCGAAACCCAAUUACAACGAUUACAGCAAGGCUAUAGAGAAAAGAAGCGGGUUCCCGGGUAGUUCGAAGCAUCGUGGUGCGUCUACUUCCAAAAAAGAUGCUGCGAAGAAAUUCUCUCAUCUUUUCGGUGUAGAAGCAGCUGACUUGACUUCGACCACCACUGGACUCGAUUUAGACUCGAUGCUGGAUAGAAGCGAUUCCGAUUUAAGUACAAACGACGCAAGAACGAUUAGAAAGCAGUUGGAAGGUCUGGAAAAUAUGUACAGCGAGGUACUGAAAUUGCUCGGCGGAAGUGUGAAAAAAAGACGGAAGGCCAGAGGUCUGGCCAGUUACGGUUCCGUCUCAUCGUUGCCGACGUCGUCCGUUUCAUCGAGACCUGUUACAAGGCACCAUGAUAAACGUAGAUCCCACGCGAUCGACGACAGAAUGAAGAAAGCCAAAGACAUAAAGAGCAUUAACAAACGGUUCCAACGACUAGAAUCUCACGUAGUGACGCUUGCCAGAUCGGUGGCACACUUGAGUUCGGAGAUGAGGACGCAACAUUUGAUGAUACAGGAAAUGGAGAACAUAAGGGGCGAGAUUGCUGCACUCAGGACUCAAACGAGCAUGGCAAUGGUGAGGUCGCAGUCUCAACCGCUGAUCAAGGAUUCCGAGCUGCCGGCUCUUUCAAAUCCUUCGAGGGUGAAAAAGCUCACCAAGUUCUUCGGCACAGAACCACCGCUCAUCAGACUAUUCCUCAGGGAACUUGGGUAUGAGAAAUAUGCAAAUGCGUUUGAGAAAGAAAAAGUCGGUAUGGUAGAGCUUCCCUACCUAAGCGAAGAGAGGUUGCAAAAAAUGGGUGUUCCCUUGGGACCAAGGCUGAGGAUUCUGCAAGAAGCGAGGAUAUCGGUGUGUAAGGAUCCAAUUUACGUUGUGUGAGUGCCACGGAACGCGUUGUUCUCUGCAAGCCAACGCAGCCAACUCCGAGCAGGUACAUCCGGAAGCCGCCGAAGGAGAAUCUUUAUCCUUUCGUUUUUUAAUACGAUCGUGUUUCUUCGAGUUUUCAGGUUUCAUCGUUAUCCGUUCGAACGCUUUCAACGAUCGGUUUUGAAUAGCGAAGCGCGACGUUUCCGAUUUCACUCGAAAGACGAGCCGAUUUCCCUGAUGGAACGAUGAAACGAUGAAACAAUGAAACGUUAAAGCGGACGACUAUUCGCUCGAAAAGUAAAUUAACGUUUGAAAAACAUGCAAGUCUAACGACGAAAUAAAUUAAAUGUUCAUUGCGAGUUCAUUGUAUUAAUUACGAGUCGUACAGGCGUAUAGUACUAAACGUAUGCGAACUUCGAUUAUCGUAUCGUAUAUUACAGAUAACGCGUAUUGUUCUCGACUGUAGUAUUAAUACGUAAUAAGUAUAAUCUGCAAUGUAUCGCGUUUAAUACGUGCUGGAUAGAACGCGCGUCAGAAACGUAUCGACCAUUUAAGUUUUCCAGUUAAGAUUCCGUUAUUCGUCAACUUGCUUUGCUUCUAAUUUUGCUUCCGUAAUUUAUUAUAAAUUAUUAGUAAAGCGAGCACAUCGAUACGCGUAUAAUACUUAUGUAUUGUCAUGUAUAAUUGGCUGAAUCGUUGUCGGAUAUCUCACGUAUCCGUGAUAUACGCGACAAAUACAUAAAAGAGCAGUUACAAAUACGAAGAAGCGUUGUAGGAAAAGCAUCGUCUAUCUCUAUACAGAAAAGAGGUAAUCGUUUAAUUAACGGUAAAAACAAUUUUUUACCGUUGACAGUCGAUUAAACGAACGUUCAAUUGUAAUAACAUUAGCGUAACUUUUUAUUUUGUACACUGCACCGUACAAUUACGGUUAAUCGAUCACCUAGGAUGGUACGGAUAAAACAUGUUUUCUUAGGCGGACCGUGCGUGCGCUGGAUUUGUUUUCUUGCUGCGAUCGAUCGGUCCGGGUCGGUGGAACGGUUCGACUCGAUCCUCCCGAUUGAGAACAAGCUCGAGCAGUUAACGUGAACACGCAUUGAGAACGAGAAGCAAAAAUAGAUUUGCCAAAGAGACGGGAGAACGUCGCCGAUGAAGUGGUGUGUGGUGUGUUGGUGGAGAUUGUCGUUCGAGGAAGCGAGUGAAAUUUUCUUCCCAAGUGUGAUGAUGUUUUGACUCGUAACCAUUCGACAACUAUUAUUUCAGCUUUCCAGCUAAAUAUCUCGGUUUUUUAAAACUCCAACGUUGCAUCCAACGUUUUCGAUCGCAUGGUCGUAAAUGAUUUCAGUUUUUCUAUGUGUUGCGUCUCUAAGAGAUUCUUGCGAUCGAUGUAAUUUGUCAAAUUUUUCUACGUUUCUGCGUUUCUACGCGACAUCGUUGCGUCUACGCGAUGAAUUUCUAGUUGCGAUCUCUUCGGCUAUUUAUUUGCGAUUUCCUAUUUGCUUUCAACGAUCGAACCACGGGUUUUCCUACCCGUUUCUCGGUAAAGUUUUAAACGAUGAAAUAAUCGGACAGUGAUUUGCAACUGGAAGUAAAUAAAAUAAAAUCGCGUUGAAAAGCAUCGGCGGUUUCGAUAAAAGUUUGCUUCUCGAGAGAAUCGAUCGUUCGAAUAAAUGAAUUUGUCGUCGUGUGAAAAAGCUGGAAAAACAAGCAGUUUCGAUUACGGUCAAACGACCACGCACACACACAGGAGCGCACGCGCGCGCGCAUUACGGUGAUACCAAAGAAUCGAUACCUGCUCCUCUGUAAUGACGAUUGCUCCAACAAGAAGGACAAUCUCACUGCGAAUGACGCGGAUUAUGUAAAAAGACGACACGCCGCUUCGGUUCUCGAUCGAUAUCAACAAUCGAUAUCGAAUUCACGUGACAUGUGACUUACAAUUAGCGUUAACAGUAAAUUUCACAUUGAUUUCAUUAAUCGAUUAAUAUUCAUAGGUUCGAUAAGUAUUUGUUACUAAGCAUCGUUACAUGUUGCACCUUUCUAACAUUUAUUUCUACGUCUAGUAAUAUAUCUUUAUGUCAUUGAAUUGAUUUUCUAGUUGGUGCUAUUCGACACUGCCCGACGAAACUUUUACAGUUUCUGACGAACGUCGACGCGUUUACGCCGAAUUCUGUACAGUUAAUCGUUUGUGAGAACGUUUCGUUAACGACACGAUUAAUAUUUGUAUUAUUAUAAGUUUAUUAUUAUUUUGUUAAAUCUUGUAUGUAAUAAACAAGUGAAGAGAGCCAUACGAUGGUUCAAUAAAUCGUUUAUUUAAUAAAUUAUUUACACACGCUA
This is a messenger RNA of Bombus huntii, 8495 nucleotides long. RefSeq lists its product as uncharacterized. The transcript is spliced from 15 exons. The record is from RefSeq and is a predicted model, not a curated record. NCBI's taxonomy places the organism in Eukaryota, Metazoa, Arthropoda, Insecta, Hymenoptera, Apidae. Gene Ontology annotation, molecular function: protein binding. The coding region runs from base 2649 to 6176 and encodes 1175 amino acids.